Molecule: messenger RNA, 1004 nt
Organism: Drosophila ananassae
Lineage: Eukaryota; Metazoa; Arthropoda; Insecta; Diptera; Drosophilidae
Exons: 2
Coding region: 58-948 (296 amino acids)
Source: RefSeq, a predicted model, not a curated record
UAAAAAAUCAGCAUCCAAACAGUCAAGUUUUGUGAGGCCCACGGUCAAGACACCAAAAUGAAAUUUGAAAUUUUAAUAAUUCUAAUCGUAAUUAUUGUUGUGUCAUCGUCAACAUCCUUGGGGACUUACCUAAGAACACCACGUGCGCCCCAGCCACAGCAACGCAUAUGUGGAGGAAAUUUUACAGCAAUUGGCUCCAAGUGCUACUAUAUUGAAAAGGAUAAUGCCCAAGAGUGGCUUAGUGCUAUAUACCAAUGCAGCCGAAUGGGCGGCCACCUAGCAAGCAUUGAAAGUGUACAGGAGCUCGAUGCCAUCAGCAAAGAGCUAAAGUCCAACUCGGAAUACUUUGUUGAGAAAACAUAUAUACCGGGGCGUCAUGGUUUAGGGGAAAAUCGUCAAAUAGAGCCAGGUUUACAAAAAAAUAUUACCGGCACCUGGAACUAUUCCUAUGAAUGCACUGUCAUCAACUCUUCUGGUCGAACCGGCACUGCAAUGGGUUAUUUAAAUAGGUUAUUUGUUUGUGAGAAGAACGAGGAACCAACCCAGGAGCAGAAGCAGAAUAUAAUAAAAUAUUAUAAAAAAAUUGGCGAAAAAUACUAUUACAUUGAGAACUCAGACCCGGCACAAUGGAAUAUCGCCUUCCAUGUAUGCAAAGAUUGGGGUGGCCAUUUGGCUACUCCGAGAAACGAACUGGAAUUGAUCAACCUUUCAAAAAUUCUAGAGCCCGGCAUACAAUAUUUGAUCGACCUUAAUGAUUAUCUAGAGGAAGGUCAAUUUAUGUCCGUAACUACGGGCUUAAAAAAUAAUUACGUUUCCUGGGCAGCUGGCGAACCAAAUAUGGAAUUUGGAGUGGGAAAUGUUGUCAUUGAAAAAACUGAAUUGGGUACUUAUAUGCGACAUGUUCCCCACCAAUACCCAUAUUCUUAUAUUUGUGAAGCAUCCAUUUAGAUUGAUACAAAUUUUGUAAAUUUCCAUUAAUAAAAAUUGCUUAAAUUCAAAUUAAA